Prunus armeniaca (apricot) is the source of this 411-nucleotide messenger RNA. Lineage: Eukaryota; Viridiplantae; Streptophyta; Magnoliopsida; Rosales; Rosaceae. The record is from the annotation of a GenBank genome assembly.
AUGUGUUCAUACAUAGAAAGAUUCAUAGACUGGAUUUCUUUUUGGAAAGAGGACGUUUCAUGUACACUCCCCACCACCAAGCAAAAGAUAGUCUACAAGGUGCAAAUAAAGUCUGAGAAAUACAAAACUAAGGCCUUGAAGACUGCUGCAAAGGCCAAAGGUGUGAGCAACGUUUCCAUAGAAGUAGAGAAAGAGCUAGUGGAGGUGACUGGAGUUGGAGUUGAUUCCGUUUGCUUGGCCAAGUCAUUGCAGAAGAAGCUUGGCUACGCCACCAUAGUAAGCGUCGGAGAAGCGAAGAAAGAGGACAAGAAGAAAGAGGAGAUAAAGCCAAUUCAAUGGGCAUCAACCUAUUUUCCCCGUCCAAUGUUUCCUGUGUACUAUGACUCUGACGGAAAACCGAUAUUAAACUAA